CAGUCACAAUGGACCUCAGUCAACUUCCUCUUGUGCUCUUGUUGAUUUCAAACAUCUACUCUAAACAUACCGAAGAUAUUCUCAAACCAACUCUGACUGUUAAGCCACAGAGUUUAUUGUUCACUGGAGACUCUGUGACUCUGAGAUGUGAGGUGGAUCAGUCAUGGGAUCGAUGGGAGUUUCUCUGGAGUAAUGACUCAAACACUGAAUCUACUGAAACUAAAACAAUUGAUUCAGUGAAAGUCUCCGAUGGAGGAGAGUACAAGUGCAGAGCACAAAGAGGAACACAUUACACACAUUACAGUGAACCAGUAACACUGACAAUAUCCGAAAAACCACAACCAAAAGUGAGCAUUAAACCUGAUCAGCAUGUAUUCAGAGGAGAGACAGUCACUCUCAGAUGUGACAUUGAUGCUGAAGGAGUCACUAUCUGGCAGUACAGCUGGUAUAAAGACGGUUCAGACAAUGUUUUCAGUGAACUACAAGAACUCACAUUCAGGUCUGUUACCAAGUCCAACGCUGGUAAAUACUUCUGUUAUGGAGCAGAGAGAGAAGGAUCACGAACAUCACACCGAAGUGAUGAGGUUACACUGGCAGUAUCAGAUAUUGGCACACCAACUCUGACUGUUAAGCCACAGUGUUCAUUGUUCACUGGAGACUCAGUAACUCUGAGAUGUGAGGUGGAUCAGCCAUUGGUCGGCUGGCAGUUUCUUUGGAGUAAAGACUCAAAUCAUGAAUCUACUGAAGCUGAAACUAAAACAAUUGGUUCAUUGAAAGUCUCUGAUAGAGGAGAGUACAGGUGCAGAGCACAAAAAAGAGGAUUUUACACACAUUACAGUGAACGAGUUACACUGACAAUAUACGAAAAGCCAAAAGCCAAAGUGAGCAUUAAUCCUGAUCAGCACGUAUUCAGAGGAGAGACAGUCACUCUCAGAUGUGACAUUGAUGCUGAAGGAGUCACUAUCUGGAAGUACAGCUGGUAUAAAGACGGUUCAGUCAGUGUUUUCAGUGAAGGACAGGAACACACAUUCAGUUCUGUUACUGAGUCUGAUGAGGGUAAAUACUCCUGUCAUGGAGAAGAGAGAGAAGGAUCACGCAGAUCACAGAUCAGUGAUGAAUUUACACUGACAGUAUCAGAUAAAGCCCAGACAGUUUUAAGUGUUUCUCCUCAGAAGUGGUUGACUGAAGGAGAUCCAGUGACUCUGAUCUGUGAGGUUAAAGGCUCCUCUACAGGCUGGACAUUUAGCUGGUUAAUAAUUUCAUCAGACAAGGGUCAUCGUUAUCAUCCGCUCUCAGACAGCAGCAGAGGAGCUGGAGGAAACUACACUGUCAGUUCUGCUGCUCUAAAACACACAGGAGUUUAUGUGUGUAGAGCAGAGAGAGGAAAACCAGCCUAUAGCACAGAUUACAGCAACACACAGUUGAUAUGGGUCUCUGGUGUUUCUCCUCCAGUCUCUCUGAUCAUCAGUCCAAACAGAACUCAACACUUCACAUCGGUCUCUCUCUCUCUGAGCUGUGAGGACCAGAGUAACUCUGAUAGAUGGACAGUGAGAAGAAACACAGAGAGUGGACAUCUAGAAGAUUGUUCAUCAUCAGUGUGGGGAUCACAGACAGGAUCUUCAUGUACAAUCAGAUCCACUAUCGUAUCAGACACUGGAGUGUACUGGUGUCAGUCUGAAUCUGGAGAGAACAGUCAUCCUGUUAAUAUCACUUUACACUCUGGUGUGAUUCUGGAGAGUCCUGUUCAUCCUGUGACUGAAGGAGAUUCUCUGACUCUACGCUGUUUAUAUCAAUAUUCAUCCUCGCCAAACUUCAGAGCUGAUUUCUAUAAAGAAGGAUCACUACAGAAGAGUCAAACUACAGAGAUGAUCAUCUCUGAUGUCUCAAAGUCACAUGAGGGUUUCUACUACUGCAAACACCCAGAGAAAGGAGAGUCACCCAAGAGCUGGAUCUCAGUCAGAGCUUCCUCCAGAACAACAAUAUCUGACGAUUUCAAUCCCAUGAUAAUUGGAGUGACUGUAGGACUGACUGUCUCAUCUUUGAUCAUUGUCUUCAUGAUCCUGCUGUGCUGCUACAGAAAAAACAAAGGUGUAAGAUCUCCCCCUAGAGUCAGUCAACAACAGAAAAUCAGUCAGACAUCAGAGAAGAACCAGAGUGAAGGGAAAUACAACACACUGCUGUCUGGAAAGGCUCAUAUUUAUGACUCUGUUGAUGCCACAAUUAAUAAAGACAUAAGCGCAGAUAGUGUAAGUGGACCUACCGAUGUCACCUAUGCUGAGAUUGAACUCAAAUCUACAGAGAAACAGAAAAAAAAUAAAGAAAACAAAGAGAAACCCAGUGAAGGUUCUGACACGGUUUACUCUAAUCUGAAGCUGGUGUCCCAUCAAGGUGCUGGAUUCAGUGAUGUGACGUAUGCUCAGGUUUAUGUUGGAUCGACCGGGACUUAAUAUUAAUGAUGCACUGCUUCUUGUGCUUUUGUAGCUAUGCAUGCUAAUAUUUACAAGCAAUGAUCUGAUUAUACACUGGAUAAAAACAGGAAAGGUAUCUUUUACUGCUGCACAGAAUUUACUUAUAUUGGUUGAUUCCAGCAGUAGCUUAUCAUUUGACUGAGGGUGACUAUUAUACAGAAUAUUAUAAACAGCAUAGAACUUUUUUCCUGAAUAUUAAUUAAGCGACCAAGUUUCACUUUUAUUUCACAUUUUUCUUAAAGGCAAUUUUUUAAAUAUUCAUGUCUGGAAAUGUUGUCUUAAAAGUAAAUGUACAUAAUGAAUAUAUGUUUUUAUAGGUAUGUUCAAUUAGUGAAAUUAUUUGUAAAACUUAUUAUUUAAUUAAUUUUCAUGGCUUUCAAGAGAUGAAAAUGUAUUAAUUACAAAGUCAUGAUUCUGUAGCUUGUUUGUUAGUCUUAGUAUGUAUUUUUUUCGGAAUACAUUUCUAAACUUUGUGGACUUUUACAUCAUUACUUGGGAAACUAAGAUUAAGCACACAGCCUAUUUUUAUACUGUUGUGAAAGUUUUAGUUUCCCUUUUGUUCUAUUUCUAACAUGAUUUUCAUGGUUAUGGAAAAAUUAUGGAAAUGGGUAAAGAAUUUGCUUAUAUAUAUAUAGUGAAUGUUAACAUUUUCAUGCUAUUUAAGCUUUAAAAUAUUUAAUUGUUUAUAAAUAUCUUUCAUUUUUAAAACUGUUUAUCCAGUAGCAACAAACAAACAAAAAAUUCUUUAAAAAUGUAAAUAAUCGUUCACAAUUAUGAUCAUAAACUGUUGUUUGGCUGUAAUAUACUUUGUUUUUUAUUACAAUAAA
Puntigrus tetrazona (Sumatra barb) is the source of this 3295-nucleotide messenger RNA. RefSeq names its product Fc receptor-like protein 5. Gene Ontology annotation, molecular function: transmembrane signaling receptor activity. The transcript has 16 exons. The record is from RefSeq and is a predicted model, not a curated record. Bases 9 to 2447 code for a protein of 812 amino acids. Lineage: Eukaryota; Metazoa; Chordata; Actinopteri; Cypriniformes; Cyprinidae. Gene Ontology annotation, biological process: cell surface receptor signaling pathway.